AUGGCUCAGUUGUCCGAUUUGCCUCUUCAGGUGAAACGUAGGACCUUGGCCUACCUAGAUUCCUCUGCCCCCUCCAACCCCACCAAAUUUCCCUCGCAAAGCAGGCGAUCUGAGCUCGGCCUCUAUGCCUCCGUCUCGCGCGAAUGGCAACUUUUCUUCGAAGAUCGGCUAUAUGCCCAUUUGGUAUUGACGCAACAUUGCCUAGCCAGCUUCAGCAAGCUGGUCCCUCGCCAGAGACGGUUGGUCCGUUAUGUAUGGCUUCGCAUCCUCCUCGGGCAUUAUUAUUGCUCAAAAUGCCCAGACUCUCUCAGUCUGAACGUGAUAUAUUCGGAGAUGAUUGUGUUCUCAAGAUCCAUUUCCGGUCUUUUCUGCAUCUUCAACUCAUGGGGCACAAGUCCGGGAGAUGACCUAGCCUUGGAAAUCAGCGCCUAUUCACCAUGCGAUGUGACACAUGCCGUUAAGGGAGACGAAUAUCUCAGCUCAGAUUUGGUCGAGAUGCAAGACAUGGUGUACAGUAAAAGGCUGCUAACCGACGAUCUUGCUCACGGUUGGAAAGACGGUAAACUGAUACAGAGCCAUGAUGCACACGAUUUCUAUGACAUAAGGGGUGUUCUGGGCUUCUCUAUACCCCUAAUGCCAUUUAUAAUCUCAGCCGCCCACGUGGUCACAAACUUGAUCAUUCGUCGGACGACGCGACUAUUUAUCACGGUUGCUGCGAUUCGACAGAUCCUAGAACGGCUACCCAACCUUCGCCAUUUCAUUUAUGAACCUUGGCGA
This is a messenger RNA of Trichoderma harzianum CBS 226.95, 777 nucleotides long. RefSeq lists its product as hypothetical. The transcript has a single exon. The record is from RefSeq and is a predicted model, not a curated record. Lineage: Eukaryota; Fungi; Ascomycota; Sordariomycetes; Hypocreales; Hypocreaceae. The annotation marks the transcript as partial.